AGGCGGGGAGGUAGGGGACGCGGAACCGAGGGACAGACUGAAGCUGGCUGGCUGGCUCAGAGCGGGGCUGACAGUGACAGCGCUAGGGACAGGUGCGAGCAGUCAGCUUGAGACAGAGGGAGAGCGAAGAGAAAGAGAGAGAGGAUUCGCGUGCUGCCUCCCUUGCAGACGCCCUCCUCUGUCCGAGGGAAGAGGCUGGAGCACUGAGUGGGAGCGGGAGAGAGAGAGAUGUGGGCUCAGAAGAAGGCGAGAGGGACCCUGCGUCGCUAGUGGGACGGAGCACCAAGGAGGAACAGACAGACCCACUCGCGGACUGACAGCGAGAGUGGCAGCUGGAGAACUGAGCGCAGGAAAGCCAGAAUCCCGAGCCGUGCUGUCAGGCUGAGCGCGAGACAGACAGACAACGUGCAGAGAGACAGACGGGCAGACAGGAGGUGGGGGCACGUUCAUUCCCAGCAGCCCCCCCCGGGCGGAAAAGGCAGCGGCGUGCCCCCCGAGUGUGUCUGGAGCAGCGACAGGCGGCAGGGGCGGCGGGGUCGCCCGCUGAAGCCACCGGCGUUGCCGAACCAGUGGCCGCCACAGCCUUGCAAGGAUCCCAGCCUACGCUGCAAAAACCUCGUUUUACUAGCAGUUAAAUAAAUCGACCAAAAAAAAAAAAGCCAAGCCAAAUCAAACUAAUCCAGCCAAAUCAAAUCAUUGAGAAACAAUAAUAUUAAUAAAAGCCAAAAACUUAAUUAAAUCAGACAAGGCACCAAGACGCUGGGGGGAUAUCCACUGAGCGGUCAAGGUAAUCAUCAAGGUCUUCGACGUUGAUGAUGUGUCAAACUGUGUAAGGGAAUCGCAUGGACAUGGGCAUUCCGAACUGUUAAUGGGGACAUGGGACUCCAGUUACCUCUGAUCACUUGUGUGGAUUUUCCUGGUGUAGAACGACAGAAGCCGCUUAGUGAGUCGCCAAGACCUACAGCAGGAAUCCUGCACAAAAGGGCAUCAAACCUUGCUAUUUUAAUUUGCGUCUGAAAGAAUGUCUGAGCCAGGGGACCUGAGUCAGGCCAUCGUGGAGGAAGGCGGGACCGAGCAAGGAAGGGCCACCCCAGAGAAUGGUAUUGUCAAGUCAGAAAGUCUGGACGAAGAAGAGAAGCUGGAACUGCAGAGGCGACUGGCGGCUCAGAACCAAGAGAGAAGAAAGUCAAAGUCAGGCGCAGGCAAAGGGAAACUGACCCGCAGCCUGGCUGUCUGUGAAGAAUCCUCAGCCAGACCCGGAGGGGAGAAUCUCCAGGAUCAGGAAUCAAUUCAUUUACAGCUUUCCAGUUUCCCCAGCCUGCAAGAGGAUGAUAAAUCUAGGAAAGAUGACACUGAAAGAGAAAAAGAAAAGGAUAAAAACAAAGAUAAAUCCUCUGAAAAACCCAAGAUCAGAAUGUUAUCAAAAGAUUGCAGCCAGGAAUACACGGACUCCACAGGCAUAGACUUGCAUGAGUUUCUGAUUAACACGUUAAAGAAUAAUUCCAGGGACAGGAUGAUACUCUUGAAAAUGGAGCAGGAAAUUAUCGAUUUCAUUGGUGACAACAAUAAUCAUUAUAAAAAGUUCCCCCAGAUGUCAUCCUAUCAGAGGAUGCUCGUCCACCGCGUGGCGGCUUACUUCGGGCUGGACCACAAUGUGGAUCAAACAGGGAAGUCUGUGAUCAUCAACAAGACCAGCAGCACAAGAAUACCAGAGCAAAGGUUUUGUGAACAUUUAAAAGAUGAAAAAGGUGAAGAAUCCCAGAAGCGGUUUAUCUUGAAGCGCGAUAACUCUAGUAUUGAUAAAGAAGACAACCAGCAAAACAGAAUGCAUCCAUUUAGAGAUGACAGACGAAGUAAAUCAAUUGAAGAGAGAGAAGAGGAGUAUCAGAGAGUGAGGGAGAGAAUAUUUGCACACGAUUCAGUUUGCUCCCAGGAAAGCCUUUUUGUGGAAAACAGUAGGCUCUUGGAAGACAGUAGCAUAUGCAAUGAGACCUAUAAGAAAAGACAGCUCUUUCGGGGGAACAGAGAUGGCUCGGGGAGGACGUCCGGGAGCCGGCAGAGCAGCUCGGAGAAUGAACUCAAGUGGCCCGACCACCAGCGGGCCUGGAGCAGCACGGACUCUGACAGCUCCAACCGCAAUCUCAAGCCCGCCAUGACCAAGACGGCGAGCUUUGGGGGCAUCACGGUGCUGACCAGGGGCGACAGCACGUCCAGUACCAGGAGUACCGGCAGGCUCUCCAAAGCAGGUAGUUCGGAGUCAUCCAGCAGCGCGGGCUCCUCAGGAUCGCUGUCCCGCACCCAUCCCCCUCACCAGAGUGCACCCCUGGUCUCAGGGGUGGCGGCCAGUUCCCCUGGCUGUGUGCCCUAUCCGGACAGUGGAAUGGGGAGCCAGGUCGGUUCCAGCAGCACCAGCUACAUCCUCCUUCCACUGGAAGCUGCAACAGGCAUCCCACCGGGAAGCAUCCUCCUUAAUCCACACACAGGCCAGCCCUUUGUGAAUCCCGACGGCAGCCCUGCGGUGUACAACCCCCCCAGCAGUCAGCAGCCCCUGCGAGGUGCCGUGGUGGGGCCGUCCCAGCAGCCGCCGCGGCAGCAGCCCUCUCCUCAGCCGCAGCAGCAGGUGCCACCGCCGCAGCCGCAAAUGGCAGGAACGCUGGUCACUCAGUCUGUCCAGGGGCUGCAGGCUUCCUCCCAGUCAGUGCAAUAUCCAGCAGUCUCUUUUCCUCCCCCGCAUCUCCUGCCUGUGUCCCCAACGCAGCAGUUCCCCAUGAGAGAAGAUGUGGCGACACAGUUCAGCCAGAUGAACCUGAGCAGGCAAUCCUCAGGAGAGACUCCGGAGCCCCCACCCGGCCCGGUCUACCCGCCCUCCCUCCUGCCCCAGCCAAGCCAGCAGCCCGGCUACGUCAUCGCCUCCGCCGGCCAGCAGCUGCCCGCCGGAGGGUUCUCGGGCUCUGGGCCUUCCAUCUCCCAACAAGUCCUCCAGGCCCCUCCCUCGCCACAGGGCUUUGUGCAACAGCCUCCACCUGCACAGAUGCCCAUUUAUUACUACCCAUCUGGUCAGUACCCUACCUCAACCACGCAGCAGUACCGGCCCAUGGCCUCCGUUCCGUACAGUGCUCAGAGGGGGCAGCAGAUGCCGCAGACAGCACAGCAAGCAGGUUACCAGCCGGUCUUGUCUGGUCAGCAGGGGUUCCAAGGCCUCAUGGGAGUGCAGCAGCCGCCCCAGAGUCAGGGUGUCAUGAACAACCAACCAGGAGCUCCGGUGCAAAGUGUGAUGGUCUCCUACCCAACGAUGUCUUCAUAUCAGGUGCCAAUGACCCAAGGUUCUCAAGGACUGCCCCAGCAGUCAUACCAACAACCAAUCAUGCUACCUAACCAGACAGGUCAAGGGUCACUCCCAGCCACCGGAAUGCCUGUUUACUGUAACGUCACGCCGCCGACCCCUCAGAACAACCUUCGGCUGAUGGGCCCCCACUGCCCCUCCAGCACCGUCCCCGUGAUGUCGGCCAGCUGCAGGACGAACUGUGCGAGUGUGAGUGACGCCGGCUGGCAGGUCAAGUUCUGAGCGCUCUGGCUGCGGUGGCUUUCUCCGGAUACUGCCCACGGCCUUUACGGGAAGAGGAGCAAGGUGGGAAAAACUGGCCGAGGACUUACGUAUUCACUCAACACUCAAAUGAUUGCUGCUGGUAUUCUGUAAAAACAAAAAAAACACAAUACAAACAAAGACUAAUACACACAUUAGCUGGUAAAUGGUGCAUAUUUCUGUCAUGUCUGCUAGGUAUGCCUUUGUAGCUUAGCUAGUGACAUGAAUUCAUCAAGGUAAGAUUUUCUCCUACCACUGAACACCACUGUGUAGACGAUCCUCUCCCUACUUUGGAUUAUUAGUUUUGUACUUUGUGUUGAGUUUGUGAUGCUAAAACUAUUUAAAAAUUAUAUACUGAACUCAUAUUGUACCAAAGCUGUCAUGGGGAAAAAAGCAAAGAAUUGAUGAAUGGAAGGAAUAAUUUAUAUACACUAUAGAGUUUUCUUUUUUUAAUGGAUAUCUACUGUAUUGUAGUGUUUAACCAAAAUAAAACUAUUUGACCUUGCGGAGGAAGGUCAUG
Messenger RNA from Phyllostomus hastatus (greater spear-nosed bat), 4103 nucleotides. It is a transcript of the gene ARPP21, whose product is annotated as cAMP regulated phosphoprotein 21. Lineage: Eukaryota; Metazoa; Chordata; Mammalia; Chiroptera; Phyllostomidae. Gene Ontology annotation, molecular function: nucleic acid binding. The transcript is spliced from 21 exons. Gene Ontology annotation, cellular component: cytoplasm. The record is from RefSeq and is a predicted model, not a curated record. The coding region runs from base 1022 to 3565 and encodes 847 amino acids.